This is a messenger RNA of Octopus sinensis (East Asian common octopus), 1214 nucleotides long. RefSeq names its product COP9 signalosome complex subunit 5. Gene Ontology annotation, molecular function: deNEDDylase activity; protein binding; metallopeptidase activity. Gene Ontology annotation, cellular component: cytoplasm; COP9 signalosome. The transcript has 7 exons. Lineage: Eukaryota; Metazoa; Mollusca; Cephalopoda; Octopoda; Octopodidae. The coding region runs from base 54 to 1142 and encodes 362 amino acids. The record is from RefSeq and is a predicted model, not a curated record. Gene Ontology annotation, biological process: protein deneddylation.
CUUGUCAGCGGAAGUAAUUGGAUGUGAGACGACCACCGCUAGGAGAAGUAAACAUGGAUGCCGAAACCUCGCACAAGACUUGGUGUCUGCAGAAUAGUGUGGAAACGGUGAGCAGUGUGGACGAAAUAUAUCGGUACGACAAGAAACAACAGCAGGAUAUACUCACAGCGAAACCAUGGGAGAAAAAUCCGCAUUACUUCAAGUAUAUAAAAAUCUCAGCUCUAGCUCUCCUCAAAAUGGUCAUGCACGCUCGAUCAGGUGGAAACCUUGAAGUAAUGGGUCUCUUGCUAGGUAAAGUUGAUGGCAACACCAUGUUAGUUAUGGACAGUUUUGCUGCCCCUGUGGAAGGAACUGAGACCCGAGUAAAUGCACAGGCUCAGGCAUACGAGUACAUGGCCGCCUAUACUGAAUCAUCAAAACAAGUUGGUCGUCUUGAAAAUGUGAUUGGUUGGUACCACAGUCAUCCAGGGUAUGGAUGCUGGCUUUCUGGUAUUGAUGUCAGCACUCAAAUGUUAAACCAACAAUUCCAGGAGCCUUUCGUUGCCAUUGUGGUUGAUCCUGUCAGAACUAUAUCAGCUGGCAAGGUGAAUAUGGGAGCUUUUCGUACCUACCCAAAGGGUUAUCGACCUGCAGACGAGGGACCAUCUGAGUAUCAGUCCAUUCCACUAAACAAGAUUGAAGAUUUUGGUGUGCACUGCAAGCAGUACUAUUCUCUCGAUGUAUCCUAUUUCAAGUCAUCGUUGGAUCGUAAGUUAUUGGAGUCCCUCUGGAACAAAUACUGGGUCAAUACAUUAAGUUCAUCAAGUUUUCUGGCUAAUGCCGAAUAUACAACUGGCCAGAUCUUUGAUUUAUCAGAAAAACUUGAGCAGUCUGAAGCACAACUGGGGCGCUGUGGUUUCAUGCUUGGCAUGGAUGCCUUUGAGAAAAAAUCAGAAGACAAAUUAUCCAAAGCUACUAAAGAUGGGUGUAAAACUACCAUUGAAGCUAUCCAUGGAUUGAUGUCUCAAGUGAUUAAAGACUGGCUGUUUAACCAUGUACAUGUUGGAGAUAGGAACGAGUCGGCCACACUAGCUAUUGACCAAGCAAAACCAGGGACAUCUGAUGUUGCCAUGGUAGUUGAUGAAGAGAAGAUGUCUACAUAAGUGAAUGAAAAACAAAAAAAACAACAACAAACAUCCAAAAAUAAGACAUUUUCAAAAUGAACUUUUAUCACA